GGCGGCGGAAGCACUGCCUGGUGACGACUCAGGAAGUGGUUGUGUUGUGUAGCCCUGAGCGGAAGUGUCCCCUGCUGGAGUUGGUCCUCUGGAGCCGAGCCCCGACCAGAAGGGGCGGCCGGGCCGUUUCACUGCAUUUGCAUAGCAGAGCUGAUUCCUUUAACAUAAUCGAAAUGGGACCUAGGCGGAAAAAUAUGAAAGUGUGUUCCACAAACAGGGAAGGCCCUGCAUGUAUCAAAGGUGCUGAACUGAAGGAUUAUAUGAAUCAACUUUCACAUGAAGUACUUUGCCAUAUAUUUCGAUAUCUUCCGCUGCAGGAUAUCAUGUGCAUGGAGUGCCUCUCCCGAAAGUUAAAAGAAGCAGUUACUCUAUACUUGAGAGUGGUAAAGGCUGUGGAUCUCUGUGCAGGCCGCUGGUGGGAGUACAUGCCUACUGGAUUCACAGAUUCCAGCUUCCUGACUUUGUUAAAGAAAAUGCCAGACAUUGAGCAGCUGUAUGGGCUCCACCCCAGGCACCUUGACAGGCGCAGAGUUCGUGGUUAUGAAGCAUUCAGCAUUCCAGGAGUUUUAGAAGCAUUGCAAGCUUGUCCAAAUUUAUUAGGUGUUGAGACUUCCCAUUUGGAACUGGUAGAAGCCAUUUGGACGUACAUGCCACAGGUUCAUAUUCUAGGGAAGUUUCGUAAUCGUAAUGGUGCCUUUCCCAUUCCACCUGAAAACAAACUAAAAAUACCAAUAGGAGCUAAAAUUCAGACUUUGCACUUAGUAGGAGUGAAUGUUCCAGAUAUUCCUUGCAUCCCUAUGUUGAGGCACCUGUAUCUGAAGUGGGUGAGACUCACCAAACCCCAGCCUUUUAAGGAUUUUCUUUGUGUCAGUUUACGCACCUUUGUCAUGAGAAAUUGUGCAGGACCCACAAAUUCGUUGAAAUAUGUGCCCUUGGUGACAGGCUUGGCUUCUGCUCGAAACCUGGAACAUCUAGAAUUGGUUCGUGUUCCCUUCCUAGGUGGUCUUAUCCAGCAUGUUGUAGAAGACAGCUGGAGAUCUGGAGGCUUCAGAAAUUUGCACACGAUAGUUCUGGGAGCUUGCAAGAAUGCUCUGGAAGUGGACCUUGGCUACCUCAUCAUAACUGCAGCACGAAGAUUGCAUGAAGUAAGAAUCCAGCCUUCCCUAACCAAAGAUGGAGUAUUCUCAGCACUAAAAAUGGCAGAACUGGAGUUUCCACAGUUUGAAACACUACAUCUUGGAUAUGUUGAUGAGUUUUUGCUGCAGUGUAAAAUGAUCAAUGCAGACCUAGUGAAGUAUGGCUUGGCUGAUGUAGUUGAAAAUCCAGGUAUCAUCACAGAUAUUGGAAUGAAAGCAGUGAAUGAAGUCUUUUCUUCCAUUAAAUAUCUUGUCAUAUACAACUGCCCACAUCUUCAUAAUCCAAGCAGCUGGAUCACAGAUCAUUCAAGAUGGACUAGGCUAUUUGACCUCACCUUAGUAAGAUGCCAUGCAAUAAAACUAGACUCCUUUAGCCAGUUUAUUGAGUUACUGCCAAGCCUUGAGUUCAUCUCUCUGGAUCAGAUGUUCCGGGAACCUCCUAAGGGGUGUGCUCGCGUAGGUCUGAGUGCAGGCACAGGAAUUGGUGUUUCCUCUGCUUUGGUCAGCAAUCAGAACUCCAACAAUGAAAACGACAACAACAAUAAUCACCAGAAUAAUAAUGCCAAUAUACACCAUAACAACCACCAGCAACCAAAUGACCAAAAUGAAGAGAAUGAAAUGCAGCAAGAGGACCAGGUAGAAGAACAACAGAUUGCAGCAGAGGCACUGAAUGAUAUGGAGGAAGUAGCACAGGAAGAUGGAGUGGCAGUGAGAGAGAGUCACAGUGAAGCUUCUGCAAUGAAUCAAGCACUUCUUCCUAUGGAAGUUGAUGAAGAGCAAGCAGGGCCCAGUGGCCUUCAGCCUAAUGUAAAUCUAGCACCUAUAACUGUACAUGAUUCAGACAGUGAGGAUGAAGAUGAGAACAUGGCAACUUCGAGAUCAUGUAUUACAAACAGCAUUGCACAAAGUUACUCAGAUGGAGAGGAGAAAGUCAGAGAUCCAGUUGAAAUUCAGGAGUCCUUAGUGAGUGGUAAAGGCAAAGCUCCACUGCGAAAGAGAUGCAAUGCCAGCCGAGUCAAACUGUUCCUUUCGGAAGAAAGCAGCUGUGAAAAAGGCUGUCAAGUCACCAGUGAACAGAUUAAAGCAGAUAUGAAGGCAGCCACUGAUGGGACAACAGAAAAAAAUAAAAAUAAAGAUUGCUACCCAAGCUGUGGUGACAGCAGUGGACCUUCGGGGAGUUUGAGCACUUCUGCUUCGCCAAGCCCUGAUGGUGUAAGGAUGAUUGAUGGCUCCAGUGAGACCCCGUCUACAGCUGCAGAAGACUCUGAAGAAUGUGUCUGCAAGAGUGAAGGUGCUACAGAAAGAGACAACGAAGAGAACUCUUUAUGCUCCAGGUGUUCCUGCUCUCCACUCCAGAGUCAGCAAAGGAGGACUAAUGGAACCUCUGAUGGGGAAUGCCCAUCCACCAGCGGAGCUCGUGGUAUGAAUGGGGCAAACGUGGGAGGGGCCGAGUUCUCCCUCCGAACAUUGCCAAGCUGCGGUUCUCUAAGGGAGACCAGCAGUGACAGGACUAAUGACAGAAUCAGUGGGACUGCUAAUGAGGAACAGAGCACAAGUUCACAGCAAGGGAGGCAUGGAGUGGAAUAUAAUGAUGAUUACCCCCGCAGGCCUCUCACAAGAGCCAGAAGCAGACUUUCCCAUGUGCCUCUGGUGUCUCAGUCAGAAGUAACCAAAGCAAAACCCAGACAGUCAGUGAAGCGGAAACGGACAGCUGACAAGUCCACGAGCACCAGUGACCCUGUGAUCGAGGAUGACCAUGUUCAGGUUCUGACACUGAAAUCGAAAAACCUUGUUGGGAUCACCUUGACAAACUGUGGCAUAACAGACCUGAUGCUGAAAGACUGCCCUAAAAUGAUGUUCAUUCAUGCCACAAGAUGCCGUGUCCUUAAACACUUAAAAGUAGAGAAUGCACCUAUUGUCAAUCGAUUUGACUAUGCUCAAUGCAAGAAAUUUAAUAUGGACCAGGUACUAGAUCAAAUACUGCGGAUGCCGCCAGAGAGAAAUCGAAUAAUUUACCUUCGGCCAAUGCAGCAGGUUGACACACUGACUCUAGAACAAAAGAUAUUUAGUGGUCCUUACCCAUACCACAUCUGUGUAAUUCAUGAGUUUAGUAAUCCUCCAAAUGUUCGCAACAAGGUGCGCAUUCGCAGCUGGAUGGACACAAUAGCAAACAUUAAUCAAGAGCUUAUUAAAUAUGAAUUCUUCCCUGAAGCCACACGAACAGAAGAUGACCUGAAGAAAUAUCCAAAGUACCCUUGGGGAAGAGAUAUUUACACUUUAGAAGGUGUUGUGGAUGGGGCUCCCUACUCCAUGAUUACUGAUUUCCCUUGGUUGAGGUCACUCAGGACAGCAGAGCCUAAUGGCUAUGCCAGAUAUGACUUUGAGGAUGAUGAAAAAACUACUAUUUAUGCUCCCAGAAGGAAAGGGCAGCUGUCAGCAGAUAUCUGCAUGGAAACUAUAGGGGAGGAGAUCUCUGAGCUCCGUCAGAUGAAGAAAGGCGUGUUCCAGCGAGUGGUUGCUAUCUUCAUCCAUUAUUGUGAUGUCAAUGGGGAGCCAGUUGAGGAUGACUACAUCUGAAUGGAUGAGCCUGUAGACUUCUUUUCUACCUUUGGACUUGCAUCAUCUGCAAAAGAAACAAAUGGAUUCAUUCUGUUGCUUUAGUGCACUGAAAGAUCUUGGAACUUCUGUGGUUCACAGUUGCCCCAGCGCCUACUGGAAUAGUUUGUAGUAAAUGUAUAAUGAGAAGUUGUAUUGUAUGUUGAAGACUCUAAAUCUUCCUAAAGUUGGCUUUAUUUCAUUUGUUUAUAUUAUGAAAUUUAAUUUAAGUUCCAUUUUAAUGUAGAUAAUUAAUUAUGGCAAGGGAGAAGAAGACUGAACUUCUUAGCCCACAUAAUUCAUGGCAGUAUUUUUGCUGUUUUGACACAAGUGAAGCCCCUACAUGCUGUGUUCAGGAGCCACAGGGGUCUUAUAAUCUGUGCCUUUGUUUUCCUCUUGAGCAUCUAAGAGUACAUUCUGAGUAAAUCUGUUGAACAGCCUUGGAGUCUCUUGCAUUUUUCAAGGAGAAGUAAGAUGAAGGCACUAAGCAAGUGAAGAAUGACAGAAGUGGGAAGAGCAGCCAUGCAAAUGAGCUAUAGAAAUAUUUCAAUUAUUGGUUUAAUUACAAAAUGCAAGUUAAGAUCACUCUCAGACGUAGUAUUUGUUAAACUAAAAAAAGUGGGCACCACAGGGUUCAAGAUUAAUGAGAAGCAAUAAAUGAAAUGGUUUUCUGUUGCAGUUUCUUCUUUCAGUGGCGUAUUGGUUUCUAAAAUAUGCAGAUGUAUUAUGAGAACCCCAGUAAAUAUAGGUCCAUUUAUUUUCCAUGUGUGGCUGCUCUCCUUAUGUCUGCCUGUAUUCCACAAUGUUUAUUUUGUGUUCAAAUGCUUUGUUUGCACAGAGAGCAGAUUUCAAAAGUCCUUUCCUAGGAAGCUGUCAACCCGAAGUACUUGUACAAUCUCCUGAUGGGGACAAAAAAAGCACAAGGCAUAAUGGCAGUAGGGUGCAAGUUUCCAGCUAAAAUCCCAGCAGUGGAUUGAGUUGGGCAGCAUUGGAAGCUGCCAGUUCUUACCUGAGAUUCUUAUUUCAGUUGAGCCUUGUAAUAAUGUCGUGUUGCAUUUCUGCUGAAUUCAUAUCUCUCUCUUACGUUAAUGGCUGCCAGAUUCUUUUUCAUCCAUUCCUCAUGGUGUUGGCCAGGAUUUUGUUGUUACAAAGCCAGUGAAAAAGAGAUGGGACUAGUGUUCUGAUCCUAUUGUUUAUGUGCUAUUCCAUGAAUAAAAAAAGCUCAGGUUGUUGUAAACCCUGCCAGAUGGAAAUUUCAUAAUACAGUACUACAACUUUUAUCUCCCUAGCCUUGAGAUAGCAAAAAUGCUUGCGUAAUUAGGCAUUUGAAUAAACAAGAUUUGCAGUUA
Messenger RNA from Pogona vitticeps (central bearded dragon), 5080 nucleotides. RefSeq names its product F-box protein 38 (gene FBXO38). Lineage: Eukaryota; Metazoa; Chordata; Lepidosauria; Squamata; Agamidae. The record is from RefSeq and is a predicted model, not a curated record. Gene Ontology annotation, biological process: protein K48-linked ubiquitination; SCF-dependent proteasomal ubiquitin-dependent protein catabolic process. Gene Ontology annotation, cellular component: nucleus; cytoplasm. Gene Ontology annotation, molecular function: protein binding.